Molecule: messenger RNA, 1679 nt
Organism: Salmo salar (Atlantic salmon)
Lineage: Eukaryota; Metazoa; Chordata; Actinopteri; Salmoniformes; Salmonidae
Product: DNA-3-methyladenine glycosylase-like
Biological process (GO): base-excision repair
Molecular function (GO): DNA binding; alkylbase DNA N-glycosylase activity
Source: RefSeq, a predicted model, not a curated record
GCAGAAGUCCCAGCAUCCCAAGCGAUACAGCUAGCUAACUAGCAAGCCAAACCGGCUUUUGACAAAUAUUUUCUAUAACAAAUAAUUUGUGGGUGCAAAACCAAUUUCAGAUGAAUACAUAGGAAACGGACAUUAUUGAUGUUGCAUACUGAAUAGGCCUGUAUGUUCUGGCUAACAUAAAUGUGCCUCAACAACCCUACAUCGUUUCAACAAAACAAAAAGACUGACUAGCUAGCUAAUGCUUUUAGCCUUAUAGGCAAAAAAAACAUGUCUAGUUAACAAGCUAGGUAACAGAUGAAAGCGUUAUAAGUAUAUCUGGCUAGGUAGCUAUUUUUACUCGAUUACAAGCUCGGGUACAUCAAGCAAUGUAGCAUGUCAGGGCGAAAGAGGACGCAAAUAUCCGUACCGGAGACCGAGGACCAAGUAAAGAGGGGCGUGUCACUGAGACAGGUGAGGUCUACCGUCCAUGACCAUGAGAGCGGUGAUGUUGAUGAUGUCAAACCUGGGACAGUGAAGAGUCAGUAUUUCUCCAAGGAGGGGGACCCCGAAAGGCUUGGAGAAGAGUUCUUCAACCAGCCCUGUAUAAGUUUAGCUAAAGCAUUCCUGGGCAAGGUAUUGGUGCGUCGGAGUGCGGAUGGCACUGAGCUGAGAGGGAGGGUGGUGGAGACUGAGGCCUACCUGGGAGGAGAGGACAAAGCCUCUCACUCUGCUGGGGGAAAAUGCACUGAGAGGAACACAGCAAUGUUUAUGAAACCUGGCACCAUCUAUGUGUACCCCAUCUAUGGCAUCUACCUCUGUAUGAAUGUUUCCAGUCAAGGGGAGGGUGCUGCCGUGCUUCUGCGGGCUCUGGAACCUCUACAUGGCCUGCCUCUGAUGAAGCAGCUGCAGACAGCCAGGCGGAGGGAGGGGGCCCGGCCCCUGAAGGACAAGGAGCUAUGCAAUGGUCCCUCAAAGCUGUGCCAGGCCCUGGACAUACCACACUGCUUCGACCGGAGAGAUGUAGCCUCAGACCCAGAGGUGUGGCUGGAGAGGGACACCCAGAUAGGACCGCAAGAGCCAGACCUCAGGGAGGUGGUCUCAGCAAGCCGGAUCGGCAUUGACUCUCAUGGGGAAUGGGCCACCAAACCCCUGCGCUUCUAUCUGCGUGGUCACCACUGUGUGAGUGUAGUGAACAAACAGGCAGAGACACAGACUCACUCACUGGCCAACAAUGUGAUAUCAGACUUUGCGUCCUCCUCUGUGGACGUAUGUGAUGGUGACACAGGACAGAGUUGAAACUGGGAAUAUUUUUGAAUUGUAUCAAACCAUGAUGAGUAAAUACUUUGUUUUUUUCUUAACUAUAAACAAGUUUUUACAGACAUAAUGCUAGAGCAGGUGAAAACAUGUCAGCUAUGAGCUAUUUCAGUCAUUUGGUCUAGCUAUGGGGAAAUCAUUGCAAAAGACCCAAAGCCAAAAUGUUUGCUCUGAGGGGAAUCCAGACUCAAUUUAUCAUUACUUCUUAGAUACACACAUUGUUGCCCAAACACAAAUCCGGAAUAUGCCAUAUUUGUAUGCUACAAAUGAUUAAACUACAUUCCAAACAUCUGUAAAAUAUUUGAUCUAGCCUCCCCUCCCUGCUAUCAAAGCAACUAGAAUUGUCAUUCCAGCCAUUCUCAUUAAUAAACAUCCUUGCUUGAAAA